Molecule: messenger RNA, 1115 nt
Organism: Nycticebus coucang (slow loris)
Lineage: Eukaryota; Metazoa; Chordata; Mammalia; Primates; Lorisidae
Gene: C18H17orf107
Product: chromosome 18 C17orf107 homolog
Exons: 3
Coding region: 1-975 (324 amino acids)
Source: RefSeq, a predicted model, not a curated record
AUGACAAUAAGCGUGGCAACCACCAUGACGAAAAUAAGGUACCUGGGGAGCCCGGAAUGUGUGAUGUCACAGCCUCCCACUCCCCUAGCCACAGAGGGCGCUGCUGGUCCUCUGAGCUCACAAACACUUUCUCUCCGCCUGGGCUGGAGCACGUCCUCGAGCUCUCCCCCUCGUCGAGGCCAGACGCUUCCCCUGGCCCUUCUGCCCCUUCUACCACCGGUAGCGGCCAUGAAGGGGACCCCCAGCUCCCUGGACACCCUACUGUGGGUCUACCACUUCCACAGCUCCACGGAGGUGGCUCUCCAGCCCCCGCUUCUAUCUUCCCUGGAACUCUCUGUGGCCGCAGCCCAUGAAUAUCUGGAGCAGAGGUUCGGAGAGCUGAAGUCCCUGGAGCCCCGGCAGCCGAAGGAGCCAGGGGAGUCUCCUGCACCGAAGCCCACACUGGGGCUGGUGCUGAGAGAAGCCGCGGCUAGCAUCAUGAGCUUUGGAGCCACAUUAUUGGAGGUGGAGAGGGGAGAGAAGGGGUCGAGGAAGGGGGCUAGGGCGGCGGGAGCUGGAGCCUCUGAAUCCUCACUAACCCCUGCACCCACAAUCCAGAUCUCAGCCCUAUGGCUGCAGCAAGAGGCGCGGCGACUAGACGGCGGCGACGGCAGCUGGGGCCCAGCCCCCGAUGCCGGGGAUCCGGGUGCAGCACUGGCCCGGGUAGCUCAGGCUGUCAGACAGGGGGCUCUGCACGCUUGGGCUUUGGCGGGCACGAGCUCCCAGCUCCUCGUCCAGGGAGUGUGGCUAUGCCUAUGUGGACGGGGCCUGCAGGGGUCCGCCUCAUUCCUGCAGCAGUGGCGACGGCAGCUGGGCCUCAGAAUCCCCGGGAAAUCGAGAUACUCAGGAGACCUCCAGGUAGCGUCCAGCAGCAGCGCGGAGGACAGGGGACCGGAAAAUCCAUCACCAUCCCAGCCCCACCCCGCGUCCAAAUAAAGACCAGCAAGGAGAGGAGACAGCCAAAGCUUCUCCAGCUGUCGCUUAGUUCCGAGGCGCCCCUACACCAGACGCCACUUUGGCGCCGCCUUCCAUACUGGCCACGCCCCUGUGGGCACAGCGCGGCCCACUCCGCCCUC